This is a messenger RNA of Babjeviella inositovora NRRL Y-12698, 2914 nucleotides long. It is a transcript of the gene SEC5, whose product is annotated as exocyst subunit. The transcript has a single exon. Gene Ontology annotation, cellular component: exocyst. Bases 8 to 2734 code for a protein of 908 amino acids. The record is from RefSeq and is a predicted model, not a curated record. NCBI's taxonomy places the organism in Eukaryota, Fungi, Ascomycota, Pichiomycetes, Serinales. Gene Ontology annotation, biological process: Golgi to plasma membrane transport; exocytosis.
CUCACAAAUGCUUACCGGCGCAGACGACUCCGACCAACAGUUGUUGGACUUCUACGGCCUAAAAUUACUAGAACCGCAAUCGCUUGCCGAUGUGAUCUCGAAUGACAUUACGUCAGACACGUUUCCAGACACCAAAACCGCCAGCCCCUUUACACCGGAAGACGCCGAUGCGUCUUACAACUUGUUGAUUUCGCUUAUGAGCGAUAGAAAUAUCACCCCUGACCAGCGGGAAAAUCUAGACAGAGACCCAUUGGACGGGAUUCUGCUCGCCAAGAAGCUUUCGCAGCUUCGCUUACCCAACAGCCCCGCAUUGUCUCCCGCGGCAAAAGGCUUUAACCCUAUUCUGUUCCUCACGACAAUCCACCAGGCGGACUCGUUAACGCAGUUGAACCAGUCUUUGAAGUUCUUGGAGCAAAACAUCGAGGGCCAGGCGAAGCAGUUACAGGGAUUGAUCGACGCAAAGUACCUUCACUUUGUCAGCUCGAAAAACGCGAUCAACCAGAUCUUGGACGAUUUCCACUUCGCGGAGGUCCCUAUAGUUACGAAAUUUAACUACGAGACAGCUGAUGCGCGCCGUACGCGCCCGCGCUUUAACAUGGCGAGCCUCGAGGAAAACGUCAAGUUGUUGAAUUACAACGCCGCCUUGUCACUUAAGCCGGUCAUCGACAAUCGUGCCAAAGUUUCCAAGAUGGCAAUGCUCAUGCGCUUCAUCGAGAUCCACAAAUUUUUUUUUAACUUGCCGUCGCAACUUGCAAAGCACAUCGCGGCGAAAAGCCACGAUGCUCUAAUCUAUGACUACCGCAAGUGCCAGAAGAAAAAGGAGGAAUACAUGCAGAAAGUAGACGGAGAAGUGAGACAGAAUGACCAGCUUUCGCAGGCAGAGGGCCUUCAGGCGCUUACAAAGGUCUGGUUGGAGGUGGAUGCCAUCAUCGGCCGCUACAAGGCUAAGUUACACGAAGAGCUUCUCGACUUUCUGAAAAACAUGGAGGAGACCCGACUUGGAUCUGCACAGUCGCGCUUCUCUACUUUGAUCAACCGGUUCUUGGACUUAGGCCUCGACGAAAACCCUGUCAGAUAUCUUGUGGACACCCAGAUGGUCAGCAUUACCGACAGCAUUGCCCAGAACUUUGAGAAGCUCGUGGCAAAGUUCCAUGCAAGCAUCGAGAAACUUGACCUGCAGAAUUUGAAAGCGGUGACUAUCGCGUACGUGGCCAAGAACUUUGCGAUGGGCAUCCCCAGCCGCGACGUCAUGUCGGACUCAGACGAGCUCGACGCACCUGCGGUCAUCGAUUCGUGGAACUCGCUUUUGGCAAUUACCAGCUACCUCACCAACCAGCUCGUUCCGGAAAUGACCCGCCUUCUGUUUAACAUUAAGUUUUUGAAGGAGAACUACAAGCGGGGCCAGAACGAUAAUGGCUGGAGCCAAGAAGAGACCCGUUUGAGUCUUUCAGAGAGUGACAUGAGCACCAUCAACGGAUCUAUUGAAAAACUAGUCGCGUUGAUCUGCGAUAAGGUCAAGGCUGUGUUCUACCUUUCGCACGACCCCAAGGCCGAAAAGGGGACCGUUUUGGCGUACGGGUUUAUGCCAAAGCACACCAAUUCCGUCUCGUGUCUCGUUUACUUGACGCAGGUUUCCGCGGUCAUUGCUGAGUUCUUGUCCAAAAUCGCGUCGUUUGGCAUGACCCCGCGCGCCGUGGAGACUCUCAGAGACACCAAUGUAGCUGUCAACCUCCGGAUUUUGGAAGCGAUCUGCAUUGCAUGGAUACAGGAUGCAUCUGUAUUGGGAAGUUUGGAAACUUUCGACCUCCUGUAUCCCCAAUCUGCCCAGGAUGAUGCCACCACCAGCCUUCCGCUGAUUGUCUUGCACUACCACGAUUUUGUGCUCACCAGUUUGCGUAAUAUGAUCUACUGGAAGGGCGUGGGCACGUACGAUAUCAAGAUCGUUACUCCACCCUCCAAGAAGAUCAUUGUCGCUAUUUCGAACCAGCUCGAAAUCAGUUUGCGCAAGUCUCUCGAGUCCAUCAUGACUAAGAUGGUGCAGCUUGAGAGUAGCGACGGUCACAUUGGUGCUGCCGCCAAUAUGAAGCACAUCUAUAAGGUGAUUAUGAUUAACAACUUGGAGCGCUUACGAGUGGUCAUAUAUCCUACGGUAGUCCAGCAGUACGACGAGUUGUUCAAGGAGAGCCUUUCUGCGUCGUACUUGAAGGUGUACACCUUGUUAGAGAAGUUUCAGGUCGCAUUGUUUGACAAUUACAUCGAGAAGGAGAAGGCAACGGUCAAGGAGAUCGUGUGCACCAAAAUCCACCUCGCGUUUGCUACGAGUAGUGAGUCAACGGCGGUCAGCAACUAUAUCUACGCCACGCUUAGCCAUUUCACAAAAAUCACAACCAGCAUCGAGAACGUUUCCUCCAGAGAGUUUCACAAGAUCUUGGUAGCCUUGCAGGAGUAUUUUCUUCGGCUUGUGAUGGAGCAGACCAGAGACGCGAAAAACAGAGCCACAGCAUACUCGUUCCGCCAAAUUCAGAUUGACUUGGCGUUCUUCACGGCCGUGUUUUAUAAAGGGAGCUCCCGUCUUAACCCUACCUGCGCGGAAAUUGUGGAUAAGACUUUGGUGAGUAUGAAGGAUCGAGUGGAGGACUCUGCUGCGUUGUCUCGCCUUCUGGAAUCUGUGGAUGAAGUUGUCCCUCGGGCCAUUCGGGAGUCGGAUAUUGAAUUCUCGUGCUUCAAGUUAUAGGACAGAUGUCGUAAUGCCAUGUGCUUGAAUAAGUUUGAAAUUUUGAUUGAGCCGAGUGGAGAGUAAAUGAGAUUGAGGAUAGGACUGAACAUAGUAAAAAGAUAAGAAAGAAAGAUGAAUAGGUUAUAUGGGAAAGAAUAAACGGACUGAUACGAAAGGAAUCGUAUCUAUUUAGGAGUG